GGCAACACCGGCGGACAUGAGCCCCGAGAACAUGAACUACGGCCUCAACGACAUGGUCAGGGCCAGUUAUUUGGCGAAACUUCGCGAAAUGCUAAUGUCCAACAUAAGAAAAAACACUGCGAAUGACCGCGGCUUGGCUGAAGACGCAACGGCCGAAAUGUUCGUGGAAAAGUGUUUGAGCGAGAUGGAAAAGGACGCGUUAAGGAAAUGCAUGGUAGCGGAGAUCUACUGCGAAGCAAUGCGUAAAACAAUAGACGAAGUGAACAACUGCACGGGCAAAUCAACGAUCCAUGACCGGCUGAUGUCGACGAUCAUAGCGGAAGCUGACAGUAGGAAUCGUGUAACCGCAUCUACGAUGCAGGUCGCUGCUGACGACGUCGACGAGAGACAACAAAACUCCUGUGGCGACGCGUACCUACUUCAGUUCCCGACGCAGGCACAAGUCUUCGAUCAACAGAGUGAACAAGGCAUUAUGACACUUGCCAUCGAGAAUUUCAAGUGCACAUCAAUGUUUCCGGGAUCGAUAUCGGAAGAUUUUUUGGACCCGAGUACCGUGCGACCCGAUGUGAUUAACGUCGUUAAGAAUGAUAAAGAUCUCAGCGCUAUGGUGGCUACAACGCAUGAGUUCCGCAGGAACAUGAAAAGACUACCCCGAGCCAUGCGAGCCCGGAUAGACCAGGAGCUGAACCGGAUGUUUGGUAACUGCCUUCAUCCCGGGUAUCAAUCAAUAUUUCUGUCCAUGGAGGAGGAACGAAUAAUUUCCUACGAAAGGAUCAUGCUGUUGGUCUCAAACCGCAUAAAACCAUAUUUCGAGCACGGGAAAAUCGCCAAAUCCUCCGACUUUGAGAAUCUCGUUCAACUCAUAUCUAGGACCAUGAUGGAUAGCGCCAGCGAUCCGACUGAAAUCACGAUAAACCAAACCAUAGACGGGUUUUUCACCGGGCACCCGUACAAAUCCGUCGAUCAAUUCAUAGCCACCAAUGGUUAUUUUUUCCAAUCUGAUUGGCCGUUGUAACCGUUCAAACCAAAUGGCGUCUCGAUAAAAUGUACCAAAAUAGUAGUACACACGUGCCAUUUUUGUUAUUAUGACAUGCAACAAUGACUUUCAUUGUAUUAUUCCUUUUUUACUUCAACUAGGAUUUUGUGAAAUGCACAAGACUUUGCCGGUUGGCUUGGCUGUGACAGAGCAUGAAUCGGGCCCGUUGGCCUCA
This is a messenger RNA of Sipha flava (yellow sugarcane aphid), 1211 nucleotides long. RefSeq lists its product as uncharacterized. The coding region runs from base 17 to 1015 and encodes 332 amino acids. The transcript has 5 exons. The record is from RefSeq and is a predicted model, not a curated record. NCBI's taxonomy places the organism in Eukaryota, Metazoa, Arthropoda, Insecta, Hemiptera, Aphididae.